Molecule: messenger RNA, 4247 nt
Organism: Stegostoma tigrinum
Lineage: Eukaryota; Metazoa; Chordata; Chondrichthyes; Orectolobiformes; Stegostomatidae
Gene: wscd2
Product: WSC domain containing 2
Exons: 10
Coding region: 1281-3011 (576 amino acids)
Molecular function (GO): sulfotransferase activity
Source: RefSeq, a predicted model, not a curated record
GGGAGGAGAGGGGCUGGCAGAAAGGGGGAUGUCAAAAGGAGACUGAGCGGAUCGACAAACUGGACUCCGAAAGCUGGGUUGGAGCCUCUUGUUAGAGCAGCCCUGAUUUGUGUUAGAGCACAGCUUUCCGCUGAGAUACCGUCUUGCAGGAGUUAGUGAGAUUGAGCAGAACCGUGCAGAGUUGUACAACGCGAGCAGGCACGGACUGAGAUUGGAGAGGAAGAUUUUCUUCUACCUAUUUUUUUUUUAAAAAUUCCUCCGGGGGAGCUGCUUUCCUCUCUCUCCCCAUCUCUUUUUUUUGUGGUUGGAAUUUCGGGACCGGCUGCGGGAAUUUCUGCGAGCUUUCGGCGUUUUCCCGAGCAGUGCAGAGCUGCGAAAACUGACGUGAAAGAAAACCAACAGAGCUGACAUUAGCCUGAGGCCUUUUCUGAAGUGUGGAUGAAUGUCACGAGCAAUUGAAACUGAGAUGAGGCUAGAGCUGGCUGUGACUGAACUGACCCUGUGCAGAUGGAUGAAGUGAGAAGGAGCCUGCUGGGCGAAGAACAGAACGUGGUCCCUUCACAUGAAGGGUACGGUGAGAGUGGGAGAACUUGAAAUUCUCCACCACCCUGAACUGAAGGAUGCUCGCAAGAAGCUGGCGUUCGGGAUUGGAAAAGGAAUUGGGAUCUGUGUCAGCUCAACCACGAUCAAACCAUCUCCACAAACACUUACCAGAUAUGAAUCGUCCAUCACUCAGCUCCCCAGCGUCUUUCUGAAGAAUUUAAAUAGGGAGGAAGACAUCAAAAUACUCAGCAAAGACAGCCUGGUGUGGAUACAAGAUUACAUCCUGCUCUGCUAGGCGGUGUCUCAGCUGACAGAAAUUUGGAUGAGUAAAAUAUCCUCUCACUCUGAGCAGAGGGUGUAGGGUGUGGGCAGACUGUGGGUGGAGUGGAAGAGUCCCUCUCAUUUCAUUGAUAAAGAACAUAAAUAGCUCUGUCAAACACUGUAAUGAUGACAGCGACCCAAUGAACAAUCGCCUUGGGAAUGCCAGAGUCUUUUGAAUACGAUCUUUAUCGCAAGGAAACACAAAACUACUGAAGCAUAAAUUGGGAGGAAAUAGUCGAAUUGAAUAAUAGUGUCACCAAUCUAACCGUGGUGUGGAUUACAAAAACUUCCUCCCUUUGUGUUUUUGUUUUGGAAAAGCUUUGAGCUGCUGAUUGAGAGAGUAUUCUGUUUUGUUUUUAACCCACAGCCCUGAAUUACAAAAGAAGCACUCGCAAAAAGAAGGUUAUGAGUCGGGAAUGGCCAGAUUAGCGAUAAAAAUCCAGCGGUAUUUCCGGCGAAAGCCAGUCCGAUUUUUCACCUUCAUAAUCAUUUACCUCAUGGCCGGUAGCUUGAUGUUUCUGCAUUCGGGGUUUGUGGGGGACAGUGCCGUCAUGGGCCAGGUGUCCUACCCUGGUGACGGGACGGUUAACGGACCCCUGGGUGGCUCAGUAGGCACCGGGGGUCUCCAGCAAUUCGCCUUCCUGCCCUUCGCGAGGGGCUACAGGGAAGUGGUGGAAAAGGAACCCCAGCCGUUGCCACGGAGAUAUGGCCCACCCUGGCUGAAACCAAUCUCGCAAGAUUCCACCGACAAGUUGCGAUCUGGUGAACACUUUCGGAGUUGGAGCAGGGCCCUGAAGGGGAAGAUGUCAAGGGACCAGGAAGAAAACAGAGCCAAAUAUAUCGGCUGUUAUUUUGACAACACCAAGCAGAGAGCCUUGAGGGGCACAGCGUUCUUUGACUACAGAAAGAUGACAGUAUUUCGUUGCCAGGACAAUUGUGCUGAAAGGGGCUAUCAGUACGCAGGCCUGGAGUUUGGAGCAGAAUGUUAUUGUGGACAUAAGAUACAGGCCCAGAACACGAGUGACUCCGAAUGCAACAUGGAGUGCAAAGGUGAGAAGAGCAACAUGUGCGGAGGGGCCAAUCGUCUGUCUGUCUACCACCUGGAGCUCACGCGAGAAUCUGCGAGACGCUAUGGGAGUGCUGUGUUCCGAGGAUGCUUUAAAAGACCCGAUAAUAUCUCCCUUGCCCUGCCGACAGGCAACGUCUUGUUGAACAUGUCUGUGGAUAAGUGUGUGGAUUUCUGCACUGAGAAGGAGUACACUCUGGCUGUGUUGGCAGGAGCGACAUGCCACUGUGGAUUUCCCACCAUGCACUUCACACUCCACGAGCCAGAGGAUGAACAACUGUGUGCGCAGAAAUGUCCUGGGGAGGAGUAUGAAAACUGUGGGAAUGACGAUUACUUUGUCGUUUAUCAAACGCAAGUACAAGAUAACCGCUGCAUGGACAGACGUUUCCUGCCUGCCCGCUCCAAACGCCUGGUGGCUUUGGCCAGUUUUCCAGGAGCAGGGAACACAUGGGGCCGUCACCUCAUGGAGCUCACCACGGGCUAUUACACCGGCAGCUACUACUUUGACGGCUCACUCUACAACAAAGGCUUUAAGGGAGAAAGAGAUCACUGGAAAAGUGGACGAUCGGUUUGUAUAAAAACACACGAGAGUGGCAAAAAGGAAAUUGAAUCUUUCGAUGCUGCAAUCCUGCUCAUCCGGAACCCAUAUAAAGCACUAAUGGCUGAAUUUAACCGCAAGUAUGGAGGACAUGUUGGCUUUGCAUCUGAAGCUCACUGGCGGGGAAAAGAGUGGCCAGAGUUUGUGAAGAACUAUGCACCUUGGUGGGCAUCCCACACACUUGACUGGUUGAAAUACGGCAAGAAGGUCCUGGUGGUUCAUUACGAAGAUCUAAAACGUGACCUGUUCAACCAGCUGAAGAAAAUGGUGUCUGUGCUGGGCCUUAACGUCUCUGAUGACCGGCUGCUUUGCGUUGAAAGCCAAAAGGACGGCAAUUUCAAACGCUCCGGCCUGCGCAAACUGGAAUACGAUCCCUACACGCCCGAGAUGAGGAAGAUGAUUGACAUUUUCAUCAAGACUGUUGACACGGCCCUCAAACUGAAAAACCUGACUGGUGUCCCUGAGGACUAUGCCCCCAGAUGAUUUUGUCGGUAAAUGCGUUCAAAACGUUGGCUGUAUCUCCUUUCCCUUUCCCUGGCCAGGACUACUCUCCACCCAGUGGGUGGCUUCUUUUUUAAUAUCCUGCAGCUAUUAGCUUUUCAAGUGCAUCAACUGUUUAGAGUAAAGGUCACCAAAUGCAGCUAGGGUUAGUAACCUUAUAGCGUACACAUGCCAGCAGACAGUCUUUAGCAAGUGGGGUGUCAUGAGUAAGGGAAAGUGAUCGACAUGGAACCCGUGCUACUUUUUUUAACAGGAGCAAACAAUUUGGUGAGCAGGCUCUUUGAAGCUGAACAAUUCUCUUAGUUAUGGCUUUUACCAUUUUGCUUGAGCUGAGGAAUGGUGCUACCCACCUACAGAGGGAAGGGAUUAUCCGGCAAUAAUCUCAAAGGAAUCUGGCCCUCCGUAGUUAAUUGGAGUGAAACUGGGGUAAUGGAGAUGACUGCUACAGUCUCCUUGUUUACGUAGAGGGAAGUGGAGGAGAGGGGUAGGUUGGAGAGAAACAUUUCAACAGCGGCCCAACGCCUGUCUAGUUCAAAAUCAUGAUGGGUAUGGUGCAGCUCACUGCUGUCAGCAGCCAAUCCACGGAUGGUUUGAGAAAGCGACCAUUGUUUUUCCUUGCUAUACCUCUCAAAAUUUGCAUUAAGUUUGGAUUGUUGCUGUCUGCUGUUGAGGAAGUGCACAUGAUGUGGCUAACACAUCUAAUGCAAGGAGACAGUACGUCUUGUUGGCUGCUCCUUUCACACUCCAGAACAGGAUUAAACGUUCCUGACCUCCACCACCUUGUCGAAAUGUUGCAGCUCAUUUCAAAAAUUUUCUAAAUGUGUCCCAUCGCUGGAUGUCUGGGAAUGGCAGCAGAUCACACCUUGCUGACAUAGGGAUGGGUGCGAUGACUAUGAUAUACAGCCUCUGGUUUGUCACGUUGACUGCACAAUCCAUUCUUGUUUCAGUGAGAGUCGACCAAUGGAGAAGAACAACACUGUCUUCGACUGUGAAGUAGGUCUCAAAGCGUUGCACCCAGAAGAGUGAGCAGAAAGAUGAUCCCACCAAUAAUUUAUUCGUACAUACAGGGGUUGCAAAGUUUUGCCAUAGCCAAGAUCACAUGGGCUGCCUAAGUCAAUAAAUUGCUCCUGUCUAUCUAAUUUUCCACGAAAACCUCAAUUAAUGCCUUUAGCCAAACAGUAAUUAAAACUGUGAUAACAAAGUGUGGAGUUGGAUGAA